AUGCCCAAUAAAUCCAAAGCAUCACGACCACCAUCAAAAAAAUACCAAUCACUUCUUGUCGUAAUUGAAAAAUUAUAUUUAGCUAUGGAUGAACUUGGAUUUUCACCUACGAAUGGUAGAGUUUUACUUGAACUAUCAUAUCGUGUUAUGCCAUUUGAUCGAUUUGUUGCUGCUAUUGAUCAAAAUAUUCUUACAUUAACAGAAGAAUUUGUUUCACGAGUUAUUCUUGAAUUAGAUGAUGAUCCGAAAUCAUAUGCAAUGAAAGAACAACUUAUUUUUAUGUUACCAAAUAUUAAUUCGGAGUUACAUUCACGCUUAUUUGGUUUAAUAAAAAAUGAUCGUGCUAAACGAAUGACUGCGCAAUUACUCAUCACUCGUAGUUUUUCGACAGAUAAUAGAAGUAAAAGUACAACAUCGUACGCUAAUGCAACGUCACAUGAAAUUCAAGUUGAUGAAAUGAUGGAUAUUAAUAGCAAUCAAAAUGGUACUAAUACUCAUAGUAGACUUGUCGAACAAGCUGUAGUCACCUUUUUUCGUGAUUGUAAUCAACGAGGAAUAUUGGACGAAGAUGAAAUGAGUCUAGUUAAAACUGGACUCUUUUCUUUGGCUUCAUCAGCACCAUAA
Messenger RNA from Rotaria sp. Silwood2, 624 nucleotides. NCBI's taxonomy places the organism in Eukaryota, Metazoa, Rotifera, Eurotatoria, Philodinida, Philodinidae. The record is from the annotation of a GenBank genome assembly.